GCGAGCGAGGCAAGGGAAGCAAGCAAGACGAUGGGUAUAGUAUGACUAAUGAGAUUGAGAGUGUAUAGUGAUAUUCCUGAAUCCUGAUUCUUUCAUUUUCCAUAGAUUAGCGAGCGAGAGAGAGAGAGAAUGGUUCGGGAAGUAUCAGAGAGUUGCGUUGAUAGCUUGUUGACGGAGAUGGUGGCGUGCUAUUGCAAUCGAUUCUAUGCCAACAAGCCUGAACUCGCCGCACGCAGGAUCGAGGCCAUUGGAUAUCAGGUCGGUCACCAGCUCUCUGAAAGGUAUACCAUGGAGCGGCCUCGGUUCACGGAUCAUCUCGAGGCCAUCAAGUUCAUCUGCAAGGAUUUUUGGUCUGAGCUCUUCAAGAAGCAGAUUGACAACUUGAAGACAAACCAUAGGGGCACAUUUGUAUUGCAAGAUAAUAAAUUUCGCUGGCUUGCACGGAUGUCAAUUGAUCCAUCCACUGAUAAUGUUAGUCCACUUGAAGAUAUUACUUCACCUACAGCUGAAAGCAAGGCAGCACAAGCAAUGAGCAUGCAUCUUUAUUUCCCCUGUGGGAUCAUUAGAGGAGCUCUUUCCAACUUGGGAAUUCCUUGUGCAGUUUCUGCGGAUAUAUCAAACCUUCCUGCAUGUUCAUUUGUGGUCCGUAUAAAAGCUUGAAGGGUUCAUAGCUGUAUUACUGAUGGGAGGGGAAGCAUUAACAUUGCUUUGAUGUCUGCAAGCUCUUUUGUCGUAAAAUGCUCGAGUGGGGAAUGUUUCUUUACGAGAUUUAAACUAUAUUAAAUGUUGUUGACUGGGCUGUGUAGGAAGGGCUCCUGAGGUUGUAUUUUGAUAAAUGAGGAUUUGGUUCUUUCAGAUGCAGAUUCUAUGGAGGGUACGAUAAUAUCGAAUUAUUGUACUGUGGAAAGACUCGGAGAAUUCCUAUCAUUGUAAUGUUGUUGCUCUUGUAUGGAAUGAAUGUUAACCUUUUAAAACUUGUACCACUUAUUUGAUCGCCAAUUUGAUCGAGCCUGGCUUUUUUACAA
This is a messenger RNA of Glycine soja, 1025 nucleotides long. Its product is annotated as trafficking protein particle complex subunit 6B-like. The record is from RefSeq and is a predicted model, not a curated record. Gene Ontology annotation, cellular component: cis-Golgi network; TRAPP complex; trans-Golgi network. Bases 130 to 660 code for a protein of 176 amino acids. The transcript is spliced from 4 exons. Gene Ontology annotation, biological process: regulation of GTPase activity; endoplasmic reticulum to Golgi vesicle-mediated transport. Lineage: Eukaryota; Viridiplantae; Streptophyta; Magnoliopsida; Fabales; Fabaceae.